GUCUUCAUUGCGUCUGAAUAAAGAUGCCUGGAUUCACCUGCUGUGUCCCUGGAUGCUACAACAACUCUCACCGGGACAGAGAGCUACGGUUUUAUACAUUUCCCAAGGAUGCCACUCAGAGGGAGGUUUGGCUAAAGAAUAUCUCUCGGACCGGGGUGAGCGGUUGUUUCAAUACCUUCGAACCUACGACUGGCCACCGAGUGUGCAGCGUUCAUUUUGCUGGUGGAAGAAAAACGUACACCAUUAGAGUUCCAACUCUUUUCCCGCUUAGAGGAGUGAACGAACGUAAGAGCCGCAGAGGAAGGAACAGGAAGGUGACCACAACAACCCCUGCUCCUCUUUCCAGUCCUAAACGUUGUUCCACUCCUGCUGGCAACAUUGUCAUCACCAACGUUGUUUCAAGUGCCCACAUUGCAGCAGAAACAGCCGGGAGCGAUACAGGUACCAAUUCAAACAGCGACAACCCUGUGGUACAAAUAGACCAGAACGGCGAAUAUAUCGGCACAGCCAGUCUACCAGCUCAGGGAGACGGGACCUGCCUCAAAGCGGUUGUUUCUAGCUCUACUGACCUGACCGGGGAGACUUUAUCUCCCAUCGAGGCCGUGGCCGCUGCCCACCAACAAACAGUGCAGUACGUCAGCGUGCUUAGCAGCCCUCUAGACCACGCGUACUCGCUCACCACCGGCACCACUUCUGCUGAACUGUUGCGGAAACUGAAUGAACAACGCGAUAUCAUCGCGCUCAUGGAGGUGAAAAUGAAAGAAAUGAAGGCGACCAUUCGUCAGUUGCGCGUGAGCGAGGCCAAGCUGCAGGAGGAGGUGCGGGAGCGGGACCGGCUACUGUCCGCCGGUGCAGCUGCUGCUAUGGCUGUAGUUGCACCAGUAUGUCACCUCAGAGGCCAUCCUCCACAACAAGGUUCUGCAGUGUACUUGACUGGGGAAGAUUGGAUAUGGGCCUAAUAUGUAUAAUCUGGAGAGGUUCUGGUUCUGUCUGAGUUCUUUGUUCUUGUGAGGACAUUCUGGCACCCAGAGACCCUGCAGCUCUUUCCAGGCCUCCUCAGAGUUCGACACCUGGUCUCACUGUUCAGCUGACAGCUAUGACUACUUGUGAUUAACGAUUGUUCUGAAACUAAAACCAUAUCAUUUUCAAGUAAAUUUCUUUUUGGAAAUAGCUCAUUUUUGUGAGUAUUUUUCUUUCGUUGCAGCAUGGAAACCAAUAGUCUCUCUACUAUGAGCGUGAUGUGUGUGUUACUGUGGAGAACUAUUUGGUGAUUCAGUACAUGUACAAACAUGUAUAAACUCAGGCUUAUUUUAAUUUGAAGAUGAAAGAACUAAGGAUCAAGAUUUAAACGUGACCAACUCGGGCACAGUAAGAAAGGACAUCAGGACAUUUACAGUAACAACUUGAAUCCUGAUUCCUGUAAUGCACCUCUGUAUCAUGACCUGUAGAGGGCAGUGCGACGAAAGGUUUGGGAGCUGUGUUCUAUUAAGGGCUCGGACCCUCCUGGUUUCCUGGGGGUUUAGAUAGGACUGGCACAAGUCUCUUAGUGACAGGAGUCACACACCCUGCCUGAGGGUUCCUUCUCUUACAGCCCACUCAGGACCGUCCUCUGUUUUUAUUGACCAAUGUUUGUUCUAACAGAACUCAUAUUUUGAUACAUGAAACUGAAACUCUUUGCUGUGCUUACAGUCAAGGUUUGACAGGUAAAAUGUGUGUUUUUAAAGUUUUUUUUUUUUAAUUAAGGGUGAAAAAAACAUGUCAACGUCUUUAUCAGAUGUUGGUUAUGAUAAUAAUGUGUUUAUUUGAGAGAUGCAUGGAUGGAGCGAGGGUAGAGAGUCCUGAUCCUAAUCUCAUCUGGAUUUAGUCUCUUCUCUCUGUAGAGUUACGUAAGGAGUUUAUCCAGGGCUGUCAAUCAAACAUGCCCAUCUUUUCUCUCCACCCUGUCUCUUCAUUCCCAUUCCCCCUCCUCCAUGUCUCUUCCCCUAUGUCUGCUGUCUGCAUCAGCCUCAUGUCAGGCCAUUGUCUACCCCAUUUGCAGCCUAAUUAUGUAACAUGAGUCAAACCAAGUGUGAAAUUGUGUGCAUCAUAUUCAUAUCUGCUGCUUCAGCUCCGCAUGUUAUGAGAGGAUGAUACUAGAUUAAAGCCCAACACCAUGAUGACGUCAGAGUGGAUGUGUGUGUGUGUGUAUAUAUAUAUAUAUAUAUAUUAUUGACAAUCCCUUUCUCCAGUCCUCUUUGGUUAUUGCAUGACUAUGGUAAGUGACUGCUGCACGUUCCCCCAGAUGGGAAGUCUCUGUUAGGAAAUAGGGCCAGCUACAGUACCUCUGUGUCAGCCUUAUCCAGCUUACUGCGUUGAUGGCUGUGGCACUAUGAGGCCUGGAAUCUGGGAGGCUUCCUCUGUUAUCUAUGGAUAGAAUGUGCAUACUGCUUGUGGUCUUGCAUGCAAUCUAGCAUGCAAACCCAUUUGUUAUACAUAUGCUCUUUCUGUCUAUAAUGCCCCUCCACUCUGUGAAUGCAUUGUCUUUUGGUUAGUGGGAGAGGACAGUGUGGCUUUUAGAACUGUGUUAACAGACAGGUGAACGAAGAAUGUAUGCUAAGCAGUAUGGGAGGUAUGUGUUUGUGAAAGAACAGACACAAUUCCAUGUCCUAAUCCCUCUCA
Molecule: messenger RNA, 2658 nt
Organism: Hypomesus transpacificus
Lineage: Eukaryota; Metazoa; Chordata; Actinopteri; Osmeriformes; Osmeridae
Gene: thap11
Product: THAP domain containing 11
Exons: 2
Coding region: 24-959 (311 amino acids)
Biological process (GO): regulation of transcription by RNA polymerase II
Cellular component (GO): nucleoplasm
Molecular function (GO): RNA polymerase II cis-regulatory region sequence-specific DNA binding
Source: RefSeq, a predicted model, not a curated record